Molecule: messenger RNA, 4198 nt
Organism: Diaporthe batatas
Lineage: Eukaryota; Fungi; Ascomycota; Sordariomycetes; Diaporthales; Diaporthaceae
Exons: 4
Coding region: 390-2507 (705 amino acids)
Cellular component (GO): kinetochore; cytosol; nuclear body
Source: RefSeq, a predicted model, not a curated record
UUGGAGACGUCGAGAUCAGGCAGACCGCAGUCUGCUGAGUUGUGUCGACAGUGAUGAUGGGUUGGUUGUUGGUGUUGAUGUGAGCCAGACAAGAAUAAUGCGGGCAACUUCAUUGCCUGCCUUAUCUGGCAGGCGCCGCCCAGCCGGAGCACUAGGGGCCUCUGGCAACCGUGCACGGCCUAGCUCCCGCCUGUCCUCCGCCUUGUCCGCCUACUCCGUGCUGCCGGCCGAAACGCGUCAAGCGACCCUAAGCCGCAGCGCGUCUCGUCGCGCCUCCCGCUCAGGAAGCAAUCACGACCAAGCAUGAGAACAUGAGAACAUGACAAUUAUUAGCACAAAUACCACCCAUGCCUUCUGAGUGGGGCUGAGCUCCGCCAACACCAGCCAGCAUGGAUGCUGAAUACAAGACCAGGACACGGUCACUUAUUGAUGAUGUCGUCCAAGCUUCUAAAGUGCCUGCAAAGAGGCGUGUCGUCGACGUCAAGCCAAAAGUUGCAGAGUUGGCUUCCGUCGCGUACAGCCAAGGCUUGCUUCCAGAUGAGCUCCUUGACCUCAUCGACUUGGUCGUCUCGCCCUCCCACCUGGACCAGGCCAGCCUCAACUCCAUCAUCAAGAAUCUCUACCCCACCGGCAAAGUCUCCGAAGAUGUUAUCAUCAGGACAGUCGGGUGCCUAGGCCUUGGCGAGAUCAGACCAUCUCUCACCCUGCAGAGUGCUCUGCUCAAUUGGGUCAUCCAGGUCUACCAUGUUCUCGACCUCAAGGCGCAGGCCGUGCUGUCCAGGGCAUACGGCGUAUUGUUCAACCUCCUGGAUGUUUCUGCCACCAGGCCUCAGCUGUUCCACAUCCUGGCAAUUAUCACAAGGCGCAAGCAUGUCCAGCAUUACCGCAUACAAGCUCUGCUGAACCUGUCGAGGCAGGCUGGCAACGACCGGCACUUGCAAGGCUUGCUGCGGGUCUUCAGGAAUUACUACCCCGAGAUUAUAGUCGGCAAUACCGCAAAGGGGACCCCUUUCAAAGUCCCCGACCCAGAGUGGCGGGAUAGGCUGUCCGUCAUCCAGAAAAUGCAUCGCGACCUAGAGCAGAGUAACCUCCAAGGCCCUAAAGAUGGCUUCAAGAUCAACCAGCAACUCCUGACUGGCUCCAAGGGCAACGGGUUGGGUGGUCUUCCGCCCGUGCAAACAUCUAAUUCACAUGAGAAAUCGGUCACCUUGGAGGAGAUCGACAGCGCAGAAAGCCUGGCCGCGAAUCUCGACAAGAUUGAGCUGCCGGAUCACCUUGUUGCUGUCCUGGUUGACCCGCUCCUCCAGAAGUUUAUGAUUCUCCGCCCGGACUUGAACCUCAGGAGGGCGUCGGCUUGGAUGGACGUGCAACUCGCCGAGAUUCUGAACGGUGACGCGGACGAUCGAACUGUCGGGGACACGCUCAGAGUUAUUCUCGAAUAUGCACGGGCGACCAAGGAUAUAUCACCCUUUUUCGCCGGCAUCAUCAAGAUGAUAGGACUGCGCCUGCACCUGAAGGCUGAUGUUCGAGUACACGAUCUUCUCGCCUACGCGCCGCUGAUGGGCCCUGAAGACUUCUCCUUCAUGGCGUCCACGCUACAGACGGCGAUACUAGACGGCUCCGCUGCGUCACAACUGGACCUCCUGGCACUAUACACCAAUAUGCUCCGCCACUGGAACGUCAUCCUGUUGGCCUCCGAGGCUUCCAUCCCCAAACACGCAUCCGAGUCCAUAGACAGGCUCAUCUCGCACGCAAACCAGCUCGCCCUAACCGCCCUGCAGACCUCGCCCACGGCGCACACGGCCCUCAGUGUCCUUGACUUCUACGAGCGCGCCGCGCACGUCUACUCCAACGGCACGCUCCUGCGGUCCCUGCAGAUCACCAUCCCGCCCGUGCCGCUCGUGUACACGCUGCAGUUCACCACGUCGCUCGCGGUCGAGUCGCGGCUCUGCUCUGUGUUGGCCGCCUACAAGCAGGCCUUUGCCACGUACAUGGCCAACGCGGCCAAGGCGCUGGGCCCCCAGUACGACAAGGCCCAGGUCAACACCUUCAACGGCUUCCUGAUGGACAUCUGCAACUGCCUGUGGCGGGGCAAGGCGUUUGCUACGCGUGACGCCCAUGCCAGGGGCUGCAUGUUGUCCGCUUCGCCCGCGUCCGCGCUGACCGCCCACGUCGCAGGGCUCUCGUCCGGCUCCGGCGCGGGCGACAUGGCCCUCCUUACGCUCUUCACCAUGAGCUACAGCCCGCUGCUGUGCAUGCAGGCCGCAGACCACCUGCGCCGGCUCGAGGAGAAAGAGGACGAGGACGUUGUGCUGCGCGUCCGCCACGCCGGGCCUGUGACGGCCAAGAGCCUCGGUCAGCUCGCGCGUAGGGGUGGGCUCGAGCUUACAUGGCAGGACUAUCGACUGGGUGUGCUGAGGCACCUGGAGGCGGAGGGGUUCGGGGGCAUCUCGGAGCUGAUGUACAGCACCAUGCGGAACCUGUUGGACGCAAAGGCCAAGGGCUGACAUGAGAUGCAAUUCACUCGACUUGAGAGAGCUCGGAUAUCCACAUAAGACGACAACGUAGAUUGGUGGUUCGAGACUAUCUUCCCAUGUCAUGCGAUGAGUCUAUUCAUCUGUAAUCGAGUCUGUCUGAUCUACAAUUCCAACGUGUAAUGUUAAAGUACACCGUCUCUCUGACCCACCCGAUGAGGGGUAUAAUCCGAUGGAAACAGCCGCAACGCCUAUUUCACCAUACCUCCCGUUUACCAAAGACCGCCCACCUGUUGAAGCCCCCUCUCUUCCGCGAGCACAUGUUGAAAGGCAUAUUCCUGCCCUCUGUCUGCCAACGCCAUGUUAAAUGCGCUUCGUGGUAACCCCACCCCCCUUUUAAACACGCCAUUGCCAAAGUGCCAAACGAGUCUUCAAACUCCGCGCAACAUGCUGUGUUGAAAUGUGACGUCCACACACCCUUCCUCACACCUCUCUCCUACUUCCUGGCCUCCAGCCCAUAUCCGCCCAGCUCGGCACCCCCCAUACCAUAAGUCUUGCCCUCCGGCGCCCUCCGGUUCUGGCUGCGCGGGCCCCUGUCCUUGAGGUCGUCCCUCAGCCAGCCCAGGACCAGCUCCCCGAGCCGCGAGUUGCCCGUGUCCCCCUCGAGCCUGCUGAGGAACUUGUCGGUGGUGUCCCACUCCCUCACGCCGCCCAUGUGCAUGUGGACGAGGUGCGUCGGCCAGCCGGCGAGGUUGUCGAGGAUGUGCGUCGCGUAGACGAUGGUGCACUCGCGGCUCUCCGUCUCCCCCUUGAGCCACGCCAGGAACUCGGCGCGCGACAGGACGUCGAGGUCGACCGUGAUCUCGUCGAGCAGCAGCACGGUCCACGGCCGCACCAGGCCCAUGGCCAGCUGCACCCUGCGCCUCUCGCCGUCGGACACGGCGCUCAUCCGCCACGCCUCGUCAAUGUCCAGCACCCGCACCAGCUCGUCGCGCCGCUCCGGGUAGUGGUCGCCGCCCACGGACCGCAGCAGCUCGACCACCCCGAUGUCGGUGCGCACGAUUGGGUUCAGCACCCACUCCAGCCCCAGGUACGUCACGCCCUCCAGCCCGUCCUUGAACGGGUCCACGCCCGACACCGAGAUGGCGCCAGAGGGGGCGAGGCGCUUGCCCGCGAGGAGGCGGAGGAGGGUCGUUUUCCCCGCGCCGUUGGCGCCGAUCAGCAGCGUGCGGGACCGUGGGGGUAGGGAGAGUGUGAUGUCGUGGACGCCUAGGGAGGAGUCGGCGAAGGAGUAGGUGAGGUUGUUUACCUCGAUGGAGGGGGCUUUGGCCAUGGUUUCUUCUUGUGCGUGCAAAGGAAGGAAGGGUUGGGAUGGUUGUGUGAGGGCAAAAGUGAUGUUGAUCUCAAAGUCUCCCAAGAGUUCAGAUCCGAUGUGCUACGGAACAGGGCUGUGUGAUGCUUCCUCUCCAAGAGAAUGUGCUCCAAUGAUGCCGAGGCUGUACGAGUUCCCAAUGAGUCAGUCAGUCUAUGACGAUGGAGAAGUCGAAACUGGUCAAGGCUGAGCGCGAACAAACCGGGAGAUAGGUACGGUGUUGUCCCCUUGAAAAAAUAAUAUCAACAGUGUGAGCUCACCAAUUGAAUCAACUGCACGAAUCUACCGUACAGGUGAGGCCGUACACACAUACAGGAGAAAAGUAACGCCAGAGGAAGAAGUCAAGAUCGAU